This is a messenger RNA of Hydractinia symbiolongicarpus, 1810 nucleotides long. RefSeq names its product mitochondrial GTPase 1-like. Bases 597 to 1454 code for a protein of 285 amino acids. Gene Ontology annotation, cellular component: mitochondrion. Gene Ontology annotation, molecular function: GTP binding; GTPase activity. The record is from RefSeq and is a predicted model, not a curated record. Lineage: Eukaryota; Metazoa; Cnidaria; Hydrozoa; Anthoathecata; Hydractiniidae. The transcript has 12 exons.
UCCUGAAAACCAAUGCAUGACACAAAAACCUUCUUCACUUAUAAUUAUGCAUAUACCUUGUUGUGUAUUUUUAUGCCAUUUACUUCCUCACACUUUAUUUUUUUUCCAGUAUAAAUAAUGAGAAAUUAAGGCAUGAGAUACAUUUUUAAUUUUAUUUUCAUUCCACUAAAUGGUUUAUUGUAGCCAUAUUUUAGACUUGCUUUGUGUCAAAAUAAAAUUAUUAAUAUACUUUGACUUAUUUAAAAUCAAAAUUGUCUUUAAAAUCUAGUUAAGUUUGAGUACUGGUUUUAAAUAUAUAACAAUAUUAUAGAGAGAAAAUUAAAUUUAACACGCAUAAUGGCAAGCAGACCUUCAUUCAAGUUUCCAAUCUAUUUCUUACCAGAUAUUUUCCACAGAGUUCUUCCAUUCCAUAUGGCGAAAGGUAAUAAUGCUAUUAUUAAAUAUUACCUAACUGAUACAAAAAAAUUAAUUCGUUUGUGCCUUAUUAUAACAGGGUUUUUUAUGGACUCAUACUAACUGGUUUGGAAAGCCAUUAUUUAAAUAGUGUGACAAAACUGAAUUCCAUUCAAUUUUGAACUAUCCUGAAAUACAAAAGCAUGCGAGCAAUGAGGGGCAUUGUUAAUAAUUGUGAUUGUGUUAUUGAAAUACGAGAUGCUAGAGUUCCAUUUUCCAGCACCAAUCCACAAUUUGAGGAUUUGUAUGCAAAUAAACCCAGAAUAAUACUAAUGAACAAAAUAGAUAUUGCUGAUGAAAAGAAGACAAAGGAAAUCUCAAAUAAAAUAUUGAAGGAUGAUGAUGCUGAUGCAGUAUUGUUUAGUAACUGCAACGCUCGAUUUAAUCAUGCUAUUAAACAGGUUAUGCCAGUGUUAAAGCAGAUUUUUACAGAACAAAAUAGAGUCAAAUCUGAACAGUGUGAGACACCUGUGAAAGGAUUGCAUGAACGACAGUAUAAAGUAAUUGUUUGUGGAAUUCCUAAUGUUGGAAAGUCAUCAUUUAUAAACUCUGCAAGACGCCAUUUUAUGUCAAAAGGAGGAAAAGCUACUCCCGUUGGUAAAAAGCCUGGUGUAACACGGUCUGUCAUGCAAUCCAUAAAAAUGUCUCAAUCUCCAAGAAUUUUAUUGCUCGACACUCCAGGUAUAUCAUAUCCGGAAGUACAAGACAGUAUGACCGGAAUCAAGUUGGCAUUAACCGGAACAUUUCCCGAUCACGUGAUUGGAGAAGAAGUAAUUGCUGACUACUUGCUUUAUGCGCUCAACAAACAAAAGAACACCAGGUAUCUAAAGAUGUGUGCGCUAAAAGAACCGUGCGACGAUUUUGAUAAAGUGAUAUACUCACUAGCUGAACAGAGAGAUCUCAUAAGGGAUUCUCGACCAGAUUACCGACGUUGUUCGAUAUUGUUAAUACAAGCUUUCAGAAAUGGAAGGUUUGGUCGUAUUACUCUCGACGAAACGUGAAACCUCGCACUUACGAUGGAUCGUGCUACGCUCAAUAAAACGUGAAACGUCGCUGUUACGGUUGAUCGAGUUGUGUUACUCUCGAUGAAACGUGACACCUCACUGUUACCAUUUAUCGUGACACACUCAACAAAAAGUAAAACGUCACUGUUACGAUAGAUUGUGUUACGCUCAAUGAAAUAUGAAGCGCCAAAAUUACGAUUCAUCGUGUCACACUGAACAAAACGUGAAACGUCACUGUUACGAUAAAUCCUGUUACGCUCAACGAAAAGUGAAACGUUACUGUUACGAUUGGUUGUGUUACUCUGUACGAUUCGUAAAACUUUAUCUUAUAAUACAUGUAAUCAUGGUUCGAA